AUGGACAAGUGCAAGGUGAGGAGCACCUGUGCUUUCUCAUGGUGCGCAGACAGGCAGGAAGAUGGAGUAGGCCCUGGAGACCACGGGAACAGCCAAGAUGCAGGGGUUCAUGGAUAUGUUCAGCCUGUUGGGAAGGUGGGUGAUGAAGCAACCAUUAUCUCAGGUACAAAGCUUGCUAAACAAGUUUUGAAAGAAGUUCAAAGGGAUGUAGAAUCAUGGAUAUCCUCUGGAAACAAGAGACCUCAUCUCACUGUCAUAUUAGUAGGAGACAAUCCAGCUAGUCGUAUCUAUGUCAGAAACAAGAUAAAAGCAGCUGCAGCUGUAGGCAUUUCUAGUGAGAUCAUACUGAGGCCUAAAGACAUUUCUCAGGAAGAACUCUUAGAUAUGACGGUAAAACUCAACAAGGAUUCAAGAGUUAGUGGUUUAUUAGUUCAGCUACCUCUGCCAGAUCACAUAGAUGAACGAACAGUUUGUAACGCUAUUGCACCUGAAAAGGAUGUGGAUGGAUUUCAUAUUAUGAAUAUUGGACGCCUGUGUCUUGAUCAGCCUUCUGUAAUACCUGCCACUGCUGCUGCCGUGUGGGAAAUUAUAAAACGGACAGGAAUACAAACAUUUGGAAAAAAUGUUGUUGUAGCUGGAAGAUCUAAGAAUGUUGGAAUGCCAAUUUCAAUGCUUUUACAUACUGAUGGAGAGCAUGAGAGGCCUGGAGGUGAUGCUACAGUGACCAUUGCUCACAGGUACACACCAAAAGAGCAGCUCAAGAUCCAUACACAACUCGCUGACAUUAUAAUAGUAGCUGCAGGUAUCCCAAAGUUGAUUACAACUGAUAUGGUCAAGGAAGGUGCAGCUGUGAUUGACGUUGGCAUCAACCAUAUCCACGAUGCUCUUACAGGAAAGACCAAAUUAGUUGGGGAUGUGGACUUUGAAGAAGUAAAGAAGAAGGCUGGCUUUAUCACUCCAGUGCCAGGAGGGGUAGGACCUAUGACUGUUGCAAUGCUUCUGAAGAACACACUCAUAGUUGCUAAAAAGCUCAUUUAUUAG
This is a messenger RNA of Eurypyga helias (sunbittern), 1041 nucleotides long. It is a transcript of the gene MTHFD2L, whose product is annotated as methylenetetrahydrofolate dehydrogenase (NADP+ dependent) 2-like. The coding region runs from base 1 to 1041 and encodes 346 amino acids. Gene Ontology annotation, biological process: tetrahydrofolate interconversion. Gene Ontology annotation, cellular component: mitochondrion. Lineage: Eukaryota; Metazoa; Chordata; Aves; Eurypygiformes; Eurypygidae. Gene Ontology annotation, molecular function: methylenetetrahydrofolate dehydrogenase (NADP+) activity; methylenetetrahydrofolate dehydrogenase (NAD+) activity; methenyltetrahydrofolate cyclohydrolase activity. The transcript has 9 exons. The record is from RefSeq and is a predicted model, not a curated record.